Molecule: messenger RNA, 390 nt
Organism: Didymella exigua CBS 183.55
Lineage: Eukaryota; Fungi; Ascomycota; Dothideomycetes; Pleosporales; Didymellaceae
Product: homing endonuclease
Exons: 2
Coding region: 1-390 (129 amino acids)
Molecular function (GO): endonuclease activity
Source: RefSeq, a predicted model, not a curated record
AUGCAACAGGGUCUAGAUAAAAAAGAUCUUAACAUAUUAUGUCUAUUGCAACAAUAUUUAGGGGGUAUUGGUUCUAUUCAUUCAACUUCAAACAGAGAUGUAGUUAAUUAUUCAAUAGAUUCUAUUAAGGAUUUAAAUAAACUUAUUGUUCAUUUAGAAAAAUAUCCAUUAUUAACGCAAAAAGCCUCAGAUUUUUUAUUGUUUAAAAAAGCGGUAGAGCUUUUUAAUGAAAAAGCUCAUCUUACAGUUGAAAGUCUAGAAAAAAUAGUAAAUAUAAAAGCGUCGAUGAAUUUAGGUUUAUCUGAGACGUUACAAUCAGAAUUCGCUGGAUAUGUUCCAGUUGAAAGACCUGUAGUGAAUUAUGAUAAUGUUAAAUUAGACCCUCAUUGA